Branchiostoma floridae (Florida lancelet) is the source of this 1779-nucleotide messenger RNA. RefSeq lists its product as uncharacterized. The record is from RefSeq and is a predicted model, not a curated record. NCBI's taxonomy places the organism in Eukaryota, Metazoa, Chordata, Leptocardii, Amphioxiformes, Branchiostomatidae. Bases 1 to 1779 code for a protein of 592 amino acids. The transcript is spliced from 2 exons.
AUGGCAAAGUUGAACCUAGGCCUAGCUCUAGCCACGACGGACUGGUCUCCUGUUUUUGAAGCUGUUUCCGUGGAACAGAAAGCCAAGGCGUUCUACAGUCAGACCAUGACCUUAGUAGACGACCAUCUUCCUAUAAAAGCGUCCCUGGAGAAUCCACGUCAAUGGUGGAGCUUUGUAAAUCGUGAACUCGGCAGAUCACAAGAGAGAGCAAAAAGCAUCACCAUCGAGGGUAAAGCUGAACACGAAGUGGCUGAAGCCCUGAACCAGCACUUCUCCACGGCGUGGUGCCCUGGACAGGACUUGUAUGUGUUUCCUCUUCAACGUCCUGACAAGUCAGUUGAGCUAUGCACGAUUGGAGAGACCAAGGCCCUUCUCAAGGGCAUAAACCCCUCAAAAGCAAGUGGUCCAGACAACCUUCCCACAUGGAUGCUGAAGCAUUACGCAGAGGACUUUGCUCCUGUCAUCACACACCUGUUCAAUACCUCGUACGAGCAGGGUAUUAUACCAAGUGUCUGGAAAGCAGCAAAUGUUGUCCCUAUUCCAAAGUUCAAGGGAGCAACUAAACCCAGUGACAUGAGACCUGUCUCUCUCCUCCCUGUCCUAGCCAAGUUGUUGGAAAGGUGUGUACUAAAAAUACUCUUGCCCUCCAUCACACCUGUUAUCACCAACCAGUACGCCUACCUUAAGGGGUCAUCUACUGUCAUCGCUGUCAUCAGGAUGGUUCACACGUGGCUGACUGCUCUUGACUCAAGGGACAACAUAGCUGUUCAGACCCUGUUCGCAGAUAUGAGUAAAGCGUUUGACAGGGUAAAUCACGCAAUACUACUACAGCGAGUUAACGACGUGUUGGCUAGCCCUCGUAUGGUAGCAUGGCUGCAUAACUACCUACAGUGCCGCUUUCAACGUGUGUCCGCCAAUAGUAACCUCAGUAGCUGGAGAGAGCUUACAUCAGGCGUACCUCAAGGUGGGGUGUUAUCGCCCUAUCUUUUUCUCCUGUUCAUGAGUUCACGAGCCACGGUCUACAGGGACACUCUAGACGUGGGGUAUGCAGACGACGUGGGUUUGUCGAGACCAGUUACUUUGGCGAAACUCAGUACAGAUAAAACUAUGAUAGAGGAAGCGUCGCAACUUGACGAUUGGGCCGAUCACAACGACAUGCUCCUAAAUGGAAAGAAAAGUCAGCAGUUGUUGAUCUGCUUCAGCAGGAACAUACCAGUUCCCCCACCGUUAUCUCUAGGCGGCGAACUUGUGCCAGUCACCAGUGUGGCAAAGGGUCUCGGUUUUAUAUUUGACAACAGACUUUCAUGGCGGGACCAUGUGAGAGCAAUGGUUUCAAAAGCAUCGAGCAGGUUACACUACCUUCGUCUGCUUACAAAGCAGGGCAUGAGUGUGCACGAUCUCAUACAGGUGUAUCUCUCCCUCAUCCGCCCCAUUCUAGAAUAUGGCCACGUUCUGUUGGUUGGUUGCAGUGAGGAGCAGGCAGCUAGCAUGGAGAGGGUUCAGAGGCGCGCCCUCCGGAUUAUUUCAUGCGGCGGUAGGCGCUCCGUCCCAGAACUGCCUUCCCUGAAGGAGAGAAGAGAAGCAGCUGCUGUUUCCCUGUUCAAGGCAAUGCUGCACCCUGAACACCCACUACAUGACCUGGUGCCUGCCCAGAGACUGUCAGCUACUGGAAGAACACUAAGAAACAGUCAGCACAUCUCAGUGCCAUUUGCCAGAACGAAAAGACUGAAGCAGUCUUUCGUGCACUGUGCCGUCAGACUGUACAACAAUUCUGCAUAG